Ruditapes philippinarum (Manila clam) is the source of this 3634-nucleotide messenger RNA. RefSeq names its product protein mono-ADP-ribosyltransferase PARP14-like. The annotation marks the transcript as partial. Lineage: Eukaryota; Metazoa; Mollusca; Bivalvia; Venerida; Veneridae. The transcript is spliced from 7 exons. The record is from RefSeq and is a predicted model, not a curated record. Gene Ontology annotation, molecular function: transcription corepressor activity. Gene Ontology annotation, biological process: negative regulation of gene expression. Gene Ontology annotation, cellular component: cytoplasm; nucleus.
AUCUUGUAUAAACAGGUAGACGUUAUUGUUAAUUCAACAAACAGCGAGCUCAAUCUUCGAAUUGGUAGACUUUCAAAGGCUAUUGUAAAAGACGGCGGUGAUGAAAUAGAAUCCAAACUCGAGGAAUUAUAUCCAAAUGGUAUUUUGCCGGGCGAAAUUGCUGAAUCAAAAGCUGGAAAUUUGAAAUGUAAAGCAAUUUAUCACGGAGUUCUUGUAGAUUGGGACAAUGGCCAAGGUCAUGCAGAAAUGGUACUGAAUUGCUUCGUUCAAAGUUGUCUUUCUUCUGCUAUGAAGAAACGUUAUAAAUCUAUAGCUUUCCCAGUACUUGCAACAGGAACACAUUCUUUCCCGCCUCAACGUGUUGCAAAAAUAAUGGUUAAAGCCAUUGAAGAAUUUGGCGAAGAGAAUCCUGUACAUACCUUUGAAACUGUUCGUAUAGUAAUACAACCAGAAGAUGAACAAGCACUAAAAGCAUUUGAAGAAUACAAGACACCAUACGAUCGCAAGGCAAUGGUUUCCCAACUGUCUAUGAUACACAGCAGACAACGUUGUAUACGGGAGAGUGUGUUUAUAAAAAGCACUGGUCCAUACUUUACAACAAAGAUUGGCCAUGUGACCGUUAGUAUACAGCAAGGGGACAUAACUAAGGCCGACACAGCCGUUAUUGUGAACAGCGUUUCAUCAGAUCUAAAUUUAGAUACCGGAGAGAUUUCCAAAUCAAUUUUGAGAGCCGCUGGAAGAACCAUUCAGUUCCAAGCGUACGGACUCCUCGAAACAUUCAAGAAGGAAGAUUUAGUGACAACAAGUUCUGGGAGUUUAAUAUGUCAGAAGAUAAUACAUGUACGUGCCAGAAACGGUUUCGAGGGAUGGAAAAGAACUUUUGUCAAAAGCCUUGCUGAAGUAGAACGUUUAAAGUUAAGUUCAGUAUCAUUUCCUGCCAUGGGUACAGGUGGCAAAGGAUUUCCUGUCAGCGAAAUGGCCAGAACAAUGAUAAGCGCAUUUCAAAAAUACAUUCGCGGCGACAGUUACCAGGGAUGCCUAAAAAGUAUCAAGAUUGUGGUAUACGAUGCUGAAAUGGAAGACAUAUUCACGAAGGAAGCAAAAUCUGCUCUUAAAGCAGCUAAGCGAAUGUCAUUUUUGUCUAAGUUCUGGGAAACCAAAUCUACAGAUCAAACCGACCUCUCGAGAAUGGUGUUUCAUAUAUACACAGAUACUGCUGAUUCAGCAAUAAACGUGAAGAAAAGAAUAGACAACCUAUGUGAAGAAAUAAGUCAAUCGUAAUCACAUGAGCCAACUUGUUUUGAUAUCUCAAGGGUAAUUGUGAUCCAAGUUCCAACAUCAGAGCAAUUAACCAUUCUGUAUUAGUGUUCUCAUACAUACAGUAGCCUGUAUUUUGUUUAGUAUAAUCUUAUACAAUGUAUCAUUUUAUCAUUUUAAGUGACAUUUUAGAUUAAUUAAUUGAUCAUAGUUUGUAAUUCAACGCUAUUGCUUAAGGUAAUUACUAGCCGCAUUUAUGUCUUAACUUCCAUGACUUUUACUUUCUGUUCAUAUAUAUUUUAUAAUACAUUUAUUAAAUUUUUAUCAAACUAUUAUGUCCUUUUAAAGGGAUACUCAGGCAAAUAAUGACAAAAUUAUUAAAAUGAUCUUAUUGUCUCAAAUCAUGCUAAAAUGAUAUUUUCUGAAGCCCCGUCGGGAAUUUCUGUAUAAAUUCUAUAUUUUUGGGGGUUUGAAGCGUAAAUAUAUCUAUAAUUAUUUACGAAAUUUAGCCGCCGACAGAAUCACUGAGUAGUUUUAAAACAAGUCAUGUGACUUGAACAAAGCCUAGAGGUUACAAUAAUAGAUAUUAUAAAUAUUGUAUGAUUGAAACAAGCCUAAGCCAUUCAUUUGACAUGUUCUUUAAGGUUUCCAGAGUUCACUUUGUCAACUAUUGUAAAAUUUUAACGCUCAAAUGGGUAAAGUUAGGAAACCAUCAUUUUAUUCUUUACUAUGAGUAAAGUUUUGUUGGUGUGACGACUGCCUAGUGUAUUCAUUUUGAGGACAUUUACAGAAUAACGAAUGAAAAGUUCAAACGAAGAAAUGAAAAUUUUGCCUGUGUCUUCCUUUAAACAGGGGCUAUAUAUCAAACACUUAUAUGAUUUUCAUUUUAAAUUAAUAAUCUUAUCUGAUUCCCAAGUGUAUGGUUACGUAGUAUAAUACUUACUAGGAUUCACAUUUUUACCAGAUAUAUUUCUUCCUAUUAUCACUAUAAACAAUUGCAAUUUGACAAAAGUUGAAGGCACAUUGUCAUUUAACGGGUAACCGAUUCAUCUGAGUAAAACACUAUUACAGUCACUAGAAGAUUAUAAUUCUGUCAAUAAUAUUCAAGAAGCCGGUUACUGUUUUACUAUUGGUAUAGAUUUUUAUAUAGUACUUAUGUUAUAUUCAACCAGCAUUAGUUGCCAGUUAUCGAAGAUCUAAAACAUUUCGCUUUAUAUGAGUUGCUAAUAAUAUGAUAAAUUGUCAAACGAUUUGCAUAACUCUCCGUUUUUUUCAUAUGUAUAUAUAAUUAUAUAUUUUCCUGAUAUAUAGAUAAUAUGAGCUUAAAUUGUUAUUGAUAAUUUGUAAAUUGUAAAGUCAUGUCCCAGUAUAUAGUUUCUAUUGUACUUUUUUAAAAUCGUCUAUUCUUCUAUAAAUACAUGUAUAUAUAAGUUGAUUAUUACCACUUUCUACACAAGAAGCGUGAAAUACUGAUACCCCUAAAGGGACUUGUAUAUGUUAUGCGCACAUGUUGUUACAAAAUGUAAUCUCGUAAUCUGCGCUUCUUCAAUAUUUUGUUCUGUUCUUCUUAAAGCAAAAGACUCAAGGUUUUAAAUGGUGAAUUAACAUUAAAUAUCAACUUAAUCGAGCCUAACACAAACAUUCAAUAUUUUGUAACAUUUUCCAUUUUGGGUCUCACUUGUGAUAGGAAUACUUAUACUAUAUAAGUACAUGUUUUGUACUGGUAUUGUAGAUUUCUGUCCUUUAGAAUAUUUCUUCUGAGCAAGCUAUCAAGCAAGCUUACGGAAGAUGGGUGUUUUCUACUCAGGUACCAGGCUAGAAACCUUCUUCAACAAAUAAUCAUGUCAAACGAGUAUUUUCAAUGAAAUAUCGACUACGUAUUCGCUCUCAUGGAACAAUUUUAACAUUAUAAGUAUACAUAUAUUUUUUGUUCAUUUAAAAGAAUGUUCUAAAAUGUUUUAAUCAAAUUGCAUUUGUUUUGAAAAUGUUUUACAUUUAAAGUGAUUCCAUUCCAUAGUAAUGUGUUAAACUUAGUAUGUUUGUUUCUCUGAAAGGCGAAUUUGUGCUUCAUUGUAUUUGGAGCAAGUAAUGUCCUUUUUCACACGGAAAAAGCAACAUACCACAUAAAAUGUGCCAUAAAAAUAAAAGCAUCGUUGUCGCUUGGGGCACUUUUCAAUAUCUUCCAUGAAACACAACCAAUCUGUGAAUAUUUUUCAUUGCUCUCGAAGGUUUUUAAUUAAUUUAUACUCAUGGCAGCAGACGAAAAAUCUUUGUUUGACAUUUGUAAAAUGUAGUCCCGUAUUUCUCCUCUGUUGUUAUAUUUUUUGUAUUAUUUGAACAUACUUAUUCAAAAUUAAAUCGAUUCUGAAAUUGUCAA